UUCUAUUUAAAGUCUUUGAUAAGGCAUGUAAAUCAAAUAAGUUGUCUCUAGCUACUGAAGGCAUUAUAACACAACAAGUAAUCAGAGAGUUGACUACUGGAGGCGAAAAUGAAUAUUUUCACAGCUAUUGCUCUGUUUGCCUUCCUGAGUUGUUGUCUGGAGGUCUGUGGCUACCCUUACAGGUCUGGUGAAGAACAAUUGGAAUAUGCUGCCUCUGCAAAACACCACGAUGUCGAAUGCUAUCAUUUCGAUGCUUGCCGAGACGAGCUCAAAGUUUUUAUUACUGGAAUGUCGGCAUCUGAAUGUUGCGGUGAAAGUGGAGGAAUCUCAUACAUAGUGAAGAAAAGAUGUCACAAGUGCCCUGAGCUGUACUAAACAUUCUCCCCUUGGGUUCAUGCCUGUAGCUUUUAUUAUGAUGCCUGAAUGAAUGUUGUAUAUAGCUACUGAGUUUAUAUUUGGCUGUC
Geodia barretti is the source of this 464-nucleotide messenger RNA. The record is from the annotation of a GenBank genome assembly. NCBI's taxonomy places the organism in Eukaryota, Metazoa, Porifera, Demospongiae, Tetractinellida, Geodiidae.